Molecule: messenger RNA, 2237 nt
Organism: Suillus discolor
Lineage: Eukaryota; Fungi; Basidiomycota; Agaricomycetes; Boletales; Suillaceae
Exons: 2
Coding region: 108-2129 (673 amino acids)
Source: RefSeq, a predicted model, not a curated record
CAGUAUGUUUGUUUGGCACAAGCUUAUUGUAACUCCAACUUGAAGUCUGUCCAUUCUGUGAAUGAACGACUCAAACCCUCUUCUUUCUUCGUCAUUCUGUUUUCGACAUGCUCAAAAAGAGCAGCGUCACGAUUGACCACGAGAUUCAAGUCUUGCAAGCUCAAAUCGCUAUUCUGCAGCGUCGUGAGGAUGACUUCGUCCGUAUUUUGGAGGACAUGGCCCGUCUCAGAGACUCAGUCAAAGCCGAGCAAGUGGCACUUGCAUCUCAAAUAACGGAGCUAGAGAGUCAGAAAAAUCCAAUCAACUGGUUGCCCUCGGAGUUGCUGAUUCAAAUCUUUGUCUCUGUGACGGAGGACGACUUAGACAUCUCAGCAGGUCUCGCGUACAAUCCAUCGCCCGUCAUUAUAUCACACACAUGCCGGAAGUGGCGUAAACUCGCAUUUGCCACUUCUAUACUGUGGUCGCAUGUUUCUUUCAGGAGCAGAAAGUGGUCCGCGUCUCCAGUAUGCGCGUUCAUAAAUCGCUCCGGUUCUAGUCUGAUCGACCUCACAUUCUCUCCCCCACUGUAUGAUGUUGAUGACCAUGACGCUGCUGAGGACGAGCGGCUGGCAUCUGAAUGUCUACUCCACACGCUGAGCUUUCACCUCUCUCGUGUGCGCUCUAUCACCUUCGAGUGCACAUCCUCUGCCAGUAUGGGACUCAUUGUGGAACUACUCAUAGAUAGCCUUCACGAAUUAGAGUCAUUAUGCUCCUUGGAUCUGUCCUUCACAAGCCUUGCCCCAUGCUUUUCAGGCACACCACUACUCGAACUGGAUGAACUGGACAAACAGAGUCUCGCUGACACACCAAGCGUCCUUACCUACCUCCGUCUCCAACAACUACCACCGCGUGUCAUUUCGCCAUCUCUCUUGCGGUCUGUGCAAACUCUCGAGCUCUCCUUCCCUCAACGAAGAUCCCAGCGUGCUCCUCAGUACAUCCUACGAAUGUCUCAUGUGCACCGUUUCCUGAGUUUUAUUCCAGAGCUCCAAGACUUAGUUCUUAUGGAAACUACACCCCUUCGUGAUGUUGUAUUCGAGGAACCUAGCGAAGGACAGACAACGGACAAUCGGUUCGUCGUUGUGGACCCUCUCAAACUACAUAAACUCAAAAGCCUCACAUGGAAGUUCGCCAAUCCCCGCGACGUGUACACCUUCAUGUCUUUCUUCGGCAUGCCUGCUUUGGAACGAUGGGAGAUUCUGAUCGCCAACUCCCUAACGAAACGGAACGACGUCAGCAUGCUUCGCGGCAAUCAUGGGCACGAAUCAGACUCGUUCAUCCAAGCAGAGCGCCUCGGAGGCGUCCUAUCCAUGACCGCGCUUAAGGAGUUGUGCGUCAGCUGCCAGGAUGGGGAUUCCCUCGUUUCUUCGCUGCGCCAAUUCUUCUUCCCUGUACUCGAGCAACUCGAGUUUGCAUACGCCGGAAAGUGCCCCUCAAAUUGUGACCACAAACAUCCUCUCCCACGCCUUGAUUAUGUAUUUCGCGACCCUCGUCUCCCCCACCUUACGCAUUUCACGCUGUCACACCUUGAUGUAUUUGCCGGGCACGGGAAGCUCAUGCUUGGUUACAUGCCAGGCCUCGUAUCAUUGACGCUGAUAUCGUGUACUGGUGUAGACGGCGUGCUAGACGCGCUUGCCGAAGCAUAUGGUCGCACGAUGGAUGUAGAACGCAAAGAAAUGCGUGGAUAUGGCGUUAGAGUUUGUCCGAAGUUGGAAAGGAUAGCACUUUGGAGCUGCUCUGACUUCAAAUUCCAAAGCUUAUUUGCAGUCGUACUCGCACGUGCACAGUCUGUAGGCACCAGCGUGCUCAUGAAAGCACCAAAGGACGUGCCUAGUGUUGUCUCUGCGGUCAUGGGCCGUAAGAUUCUACCGUUGAAGAAAUCGCGCGUGGCGUCUCCACAGGGAGGCCCAUCUUCUCCCGCAAAGCCACAUACAAUGCAGAACUCUCAUGGAGUGUCAUCGACAUUGAUUCCUAUCGAGGAGGCUUUGCGCCCUGUUCAAAUCGCCUGCGUCCAUGUCAACGAUUGUCCCCAGAUCACCAAGGUCGAUGCUUCAUUGCUGGAGGAGUUUGGCAUAGUUGUUGUAUAUCGGUGAUCACGUUCCCGCGAAGCACGGUGAUGAAACUGGACCUAACUAAGAUAAUAACCCUUCUAGCAAUGUAUCCUUUAAAGUAACUCCCAGCUCCGCAUGCCAAUCUUGAGG